Bursaphelenchus okinawaensis is the source of this 2759-nucleotide messenger RNA. The record is from the annotation of a GenBank genome assembly. Lineage: Eukaryota; Metazoa; Nematoda; Chromadorea; Rhabditida; Aphelenchoididae.
AUGGCAGAGGUGGUCAAGUUCGUCAAGGCCACGUUAUUCGGUCGAAAGAAGGGCAAGAAGGACAAGAAAGGGAUUGUAAGUUGUUGUUUUUUGGACGUUUUAGAGAGUUCAGUAGCUGUUUUAUUUUUUUUGGUCUUUUUGAUACUAGUUUUGGUUUUUUGAGGUUAGUUUUGGUCACUGUUAACACUAGUUUUGGCCAUUUUUUGGUACUUUAUAGCAUCCUUUUGGCUAUUUUUUGGGAUUUUAGGCCCUUGAACGACCUUUUUUUCGUUAAAAAACGAUAAAAUUUGCCUUUUUAGAUACCUAAAUUAAUAAAAUUUUAAACUAUAUGUUUUUUUUGACUUUCUGAAACCAUUUAAAACUAUUUUUUAUUGUUUUGUUACCUAAAAUCUGUAUUUUUGAUAAUUUAGGCCCUUCAACGACAUUUUUUCGUUAAAAAAAGUAAAAAGUGGCAUUUUUAGAUACCUAAAUUAAUAAAACUUUUUAAAUCUCUAUUUUUCUGACCAUCUACAGCCAUUGAAAACCAUUUUUUUACUGUUUUGUUACCUAAAAUCUGUAUAUCUUUAAAAAAGUUUUAAAAUUGCCAUAACUUAUUGACCUUAUCAAAAAUUAGUGUAAAUGUCAAUAUAAUAUGAUAGAAAAAGUUAAUUUAUAUAUAUCUACUCAUUUUUGGCACUUUUCGAUAGCUGGUUUUAUUAAAAUGGUAGUUUAAAAACUUGCACGGUGCACCGGUGUUUUUUUUUUAAUUUUGGAUUUGUUACCUAAAAAUAAUAAAAAAUAAGAGGAAAAACACUUUUCGUUACUUAAAAUGUUUUAAAAAAUUAUUUGUUACCUAAAAUUUAAAAUUCAUGUACUUUGUUACCUAAAUUUAAAAAAAAAUUUUUGUUACCUAAAAUCUGAAAAAAAAACUUUUCUGUUACCUAAAAUUUAAAAGAAAUAAUUUUUGUUACCUAAAACCUGAAAAAAAAUCUUUUUUGUUACCUCAAAUUACUAAAAAAACCAUUUCAGAAAGCCAUAGAAUCCGCUCACGGCGCCUCAAUUCACGUUACUCCUCGCCGUUCCAGCGCUGGUCGAUCCGCAUACGAAUACGAAGAUGUAGCACAUCAACGUCAUUCCUUUUACCACACCGACACGAAGCGUCCGGCCCGUCGCACGGCCAAAUCAAUGGCCUGUGGCGAACAACUGGACGAGCCGGCUUCGGAUUCUGACGAGGAAAUCGUGGCUAAGCCUAAGAAAGUGGUGUUCAGUGGUCACAAUAGGAAGUAUAGCUUUACGAAGGAGGCUAGUUCAAGUCCCGACGUAGCUCGCGAGUUUGAGCGAAUGUCGAUGAGGUCGAAGAGGUCCAGGUCCAGGAAUGGCGAGGACAAGGAUAUGAUUAUUGAGGUAAAAAUGAGAGGAUUUUUAAGAUUUACGGUUAUAUCUGGGCAGCUUUUGUUGAUUUUUAGUAAUUUUGAUAAAAAACGUCAAAAAAAUUUCAAAGUGACAUGUUAUACGAUGAAACAUGUUUUUUCGUAUAACUUGUUACUUUUUGUAAAAAUAACAAAAAUGAACAUAAUUUUAGUUUUGAUAGCAUCUAUAUACUUUAAUUUAACCUUAUUUUGCCGUAUUUUUUACCAUGGUGACAUGUUAUACGAUGAAACAUGUCUAUACGAUGAAGUAUGUUUGAUCGUAUAACAUGCCGCUUUUGAAACCAUUUUUGAAAAUACUAUUAUUUCUGCUUUCAGAAGCUAAAGAACGAGCUAAAAACGGCCCAACAAAAAAUUUGCCAACAAGAAUACACAAUCGACCGAAGCGAACGCAAAUACGACAACCUGAAGCAUCGUUACCGCGAAGUAAAACGAAAAGAGAAUGAGGUAAGGUUGGAAACAAAGUUUUUGUCUUGUUUUUAGAUGUCUCGAACCAUUUUGUUUUUUUUUUUCAUUCAUGCGGAAAAACAGCGUAUUUUACCAUAAUUUUCCUUCCAGGACACCCUCAACCAGUCCACGAUGUACAACAACAUGACGAUGAUGGGUGGUUACCAACAACAACCUCAAUACUUCAAUCAACCCAUCGGAAUGACGACGGCCAUGCCCCCAUAUUACAAUAUUCAACAGCCAUUUUACCCGCCCAACAUGUUACAGUACCCCACUGUGGAGCAGUUUAAGAACACGGUAACUCCACAGAUCCCGACUCCACCAUCCACGACACAGUACGACAUGUCACCGAUGACGAACACCUCCAACAACGAGGUCAUGAGCACGGGGUAUAACAGUGAGGGUGGCGGUAGGGGCAGUGUACCAAAUUUACAUAAUUUUCAAAUGUCAUUUGGACAAACCUUACCAUCAGUACCAUACGGUCAAAUGGUACCAAAUUCGGAAAUGACCCAAAAAUCGAGUAUGGACAUGAAACUGGGACAAAAUUCCCAAAUGGUACCAACUGCACCAUUAGUACCACACGGCCAAAUGCUACCAAAUCCUCAAAUGACUCCAAAUCCACAGAAGACACCGAAUUUCCACAUGCUUCAAGACCCAAAAAUGGCAGCAAUUGUACCACCAAUAGUACCAUUCGGGCAAGCACUACCCCAAUUGAUGUCAUUCGUUCAAACGGUACCAACAUCACAAAAUGGACAGCUGAAAGGUGAAAUGUCAUUCGAACUGCCUCAGAAUCCGGAGUACGAUCCGAUUUCGCCGUCCGAUGUGGAAUCCGUGAAGAACUGGCCCGGCGCUAGCGAAGGCUUCGCCACCGAAUCCUUCAAGGAGGACAAGGAGAAUGUUCAAUAG